Messenger RNA from Saimiri boliviensis boliviensis (Bolivian squirrel monkey), 940 nucleotides. The record is from RefSeq and is a predicted model, not a curated record. Lineage: Eukaryota; Metazoa; Chordata; Mammalia; Primates; Cebidae.
UGAGGCGACUCAAGAGUCGGAGACCGACACAAAGGCGGUGGCGGCGGCAGCAGCGGAGGGGCUCUAGAGGCCGCUCCUCUCGGGCACUCCGGGCCCACCUCCCUCACCUCGGCUACCGGCGCGGCUGCCCACCCGCGGGUCUAAGAUGGCGGCGGCAACAGAGCCGGGGCAAGCGACAGCCCCGAGCAGAAAGCGCCGGAGGGGCCGCCGUCGCUCGGCUUCGGAUCCCCAGACCCUGGCGCGGCUCGCUGCGGGACCAUGGCUUCCUGGGACUCUUACCUGCCCGGAGCGGACUCGAGGGGACGCGGCUACACGUUCUGCUCGACCGCCCGUUUUGCCGCCUCCGCCUCGCCCUCCCCAGCGCCGCUGCCGCCAUCUUGUGUCCCGGGCCGGGACUCCGCGCUGCGCAUGCGCUGGCACCGCCUCUGAGGGACCUCGCCACGGCCUCGCCGCCAUCUUGAGUGUGGCAGGGUCGGCUGUCUUCUCGCACCCAGCUUGCUUUCGGCCCCCUCCCCUUCCUCCCAUCCGUCCUGUCCCUGCUGUUCCUUGGGACACUGAGGAGGGAGAGAGCUUUGUAGGCCUGCGGGUGGACUGAGGAAGGAAUGAAUUCACUGGCACGCCCCCGCCUCAGUUUCCCCCGCCGGCACACCCGCAGGAGCCGCAUACUCUUGGUGGGCGGUGCCCGGCGGGGUUGGACUGAGCGUGCGCACUCGGGGGCGUGGGACCGUCUUAGAACCUGUUGGGGUCUCUGGCUCGGCCGUCGGCCCAGGGGAGGAGUCCUAGUGACGCAGGCUCCGUACGUAGCAGAGACCUGGGUCCUGGUACCCGCGCGGUUCUGCCACUUCCGGUCAGUCUAGUGCCUUUUCUGCGCCUCUGUGCUGCGUGGUGUCGGAAUGUUAUGCAGCCCUGCCCCAUGCUCGGGUACAUGCACAUCGAGCCC